This is a messenger RNA of Lemur catta (Ring-tailed lemur), 12139 nucleotides long. It is a transcript of the gene TAOK1, whose product is annotated as TAO kinase 1. Gene Ontology annotation, molecular function: protein kinase activity; ATP binding. NCBI's taxonomy places the organism in Eukaryota, Metazoa, Chordata, Mammalia, Primates, Lemuridae. Gene Ontology annotation, biological process: protein phosphorylation; execution phase of apoptosis. The transcript is spliced from 20 exons. The record is from RefSeq and is a predicted model, not a curated record. Bases 269 to 3274 code for a protein of 1001 amino acids.
CUUGUCGCAGAGCUUGGGCUGGGCGGCUCGCUGGGGCUCUGGGGGGGGGGCGGCGGUCUGUCGCCGGGCCCCCUCCUCCUCCUCCUCCUCACUCCUCGCGCUCCAGCGUAGCGGCUACCGGAGCGCUGCAGGGGGCUGCGCCUGCCUACUCCGCCCCAGACCUGUCGGCGAAAGGUAGUUUAUGGCAACGUGGCUUCAUUCAUACAGAUGAACCAAGGAUUGGGAUAGCAGUAUAAAAUUAGAAUCAGACAGCUGACUGCUCAGCAGGAUGCCAUCAACUAACAGAGCAGGCAGCCUGAAGGACCCUGAAAUUGCAGAGCUCUUCUUCAAAGAAGAUCCAGAGAAGCUCUUCACAGAUCUCAGAGAAAUUGGCCAUGGAAGCUUUGGAGCAGUGUAUUUUGCACGAGAUGUGCGUACCAAUGAAGUGGUGGCCAUCAAGAAAAUGUCUUAUAGUGGAAAGCAGUCUACUGAGAAAUGGCAGGAUAUUAUUAAGGAAGUGAAGUUUCUACAAAGAAUCAAACAUCCCAACAGUAUAGAAUACAAAGGCUGUUAUUUACGUGAACACACAGCAUGGCUUGUAAUGGAAUAUUGUUUAGGAUCUGCUUCAGACUUACUAGAAGUUCACAAAAAGCCAUUACAAGAAGUGGAAAUAGCAGCAAUUACACAUGGUGCUCUCCAGGGAUUAGCUUACUUACAUUCUCAUACCAUGAUCCAUAGAGAUAUCAAAGCAGGAAAUAUCCUUCUGACAGAACCAGGCCAGGUGAAACUUGCUGACUUUGGAUCUGCUUCCAUGGCAUCUCCUGCCAAUUCCUUUGUGGGAACACCAUAUUGGAUGGCCCCAGAAGUAAUUUUAGCCAUGGAUGAAGGACAGUAUGAUGGCAAGGUAGACGUAUGGUCUCUUGGAAUAACAUGUAUUGAACUAGCGGAAAGGAAGCCUCCUUUAUUUAAUAUGAAUGCAAUGAGUGCCUUAUAUCACAUAGCCCAAAAUGAAUCCCCUACACUACAGUCUAAUGAAUGGUCUGAUUAUUUUCGCAACUUUGUAGAUUCUUGUCUCCAGAAAAUCCCUCAAGAUCGUCCUACAUCAGAGGAACUUUUAAAGCACAUGUUUGUUCUUCGGGAGCGUCCCGAAACAGUGUUAAUAGAUCUCAUUCAAAGGACAAAGGAUGCAGUAAGAGAGCUGGACAAUCUGCAGUAUCGAAAGAUGAAGAAACUCCUUUUCCAGGAGGCACACAACGGACCAGCAGUAGAAGCACAGGAAGAAGAAGAGGAACAAGAUCAUGGUGUUGGCCGGACAGGAACAGUGAAUAGUGUUGGAAGUAAUCAGUCUAUUCCCAGUAUGUCCAUCAGUGCCAGUAGCCAAAGCAGUAGUGUUAACAGUCUUCCAGAUGCCUCAGAUGACAAGAGUGAGCUAGACAUGAUGGAGGGAGAUCACACAGUGAUGUCUAACAGUUCUGUCAUCCAUUUAAAACCUGAGGAAGAAAAUUACAGAGAAGAGGGAGAUCCUAGAACACGAGCAUCAGAUCCACAAUCUCCACCCCAAGUAUCUCGUCACAAAUCACACUAUCGUAAUCGAGAACACUUUGCUACUAUACGAACGGCAUCACUGGUUACAAGGCAAAUGCAAGAACAUGAGCAGGACUCUGAGCUUAGAGAACAAAUGUCUGGCUAUAAGCGAAUGAGGCGACAACAUCAAAAGCAACUGAUGACUCUGGAAAAUAAGCUAAAGGCUGAGAUGGAUGAACACCGCCUCAGAUUAGACAAAGAUCUUGAAACUCAACGUAACAAUUUUGCUGCAGAAAUGGAGAAACUUAUCAAGAAACAUCAGGCUGCUAUGGAAAAAGAGGCUAAAGUGAUGGCCAAUGAGGAGAAAAAAUUUCAGCAACAUAUUCAGGCCCAACAGAAGAAAGAACUAAAUAGCUUUUUGGAGUCACAGAAAAGAGAAUAUAAACUUCGAAAAGAGCAGCUUAAAGAGGAACUGAAUGAAAACCAGAGCACCCCCAAAAAAGAAAAACAGGAGUGGCUUUCAAAGCAGAAGGAGAAUAUACAGCAUUUCCAAGCAGAAGAAGAAGCUAACCUUCUUCGACGUCAGAGACAAUAUCUAGAGCUGGAAUGUCGUCGUUUCAAGAGAAGAAUGUUACUUGGACGUCAUAACUUGGAGCAGGACCUUGUCAGGGAGGAGUUAAAUAAAAGGCAGACUCAGAAGGACUUGGAGCAUGCCAUGCUACUUCGACAGCAUGAAUCCAUGCAAGAACUGGAGUUCCGUCACCUCAACACAAUUCAGAAGAUGCGCUGUGAGUUGAUCAGAUUGCAGCAUCAAACUGAGCUCACUAACCAGCUGGAAUACAAUAAGCGCAGAGAACGAGAACUAAGACGAAAGCAUGUCAUGGAAGUACGACAACAGCCUAAGAGUUUGAAGUCUAAAGAACUCCAAAUAAAAAAGCAGUUUCAGGAUACUUGCAAAAUCCAAACAAGACAGUAUAAAGCAUUAAGGAAUCACCUACUGGAGACUACACCAAAGAGUGAGCACAAAGCUGUUCUGAAACGGCUAAAAGAGGAGCAGACCCGGAAGUUAGCCAUCUUGGCUGAACAGUAUGAUCACAGCAUUAACGAAAUGCUCUCCACACAAGCCCUGCGUUUGGAUGAAGCGCAGGAAGCAGAGUGCCAGGUUUUGAAGAUGCAGCUGCAGCAGGAACUGGAGCUGUUGAAUGCAUAUCAGAGCAAAAUCAAGAUGCAAGCUGAGGCACAACAUGAUCGAGAGCUUCGGGAGCUUGAGCAGAGAGUCUCCCUCCGCAGGGCACUCUUAGAACAAAAGAUUGAAGAAGAGAUGUUGGCUUUGCAGAAUGAACGCACGGAACGAAUACGAAGCCUGCUCGAGCGUCAAGCCAGAGAAAUUGAAGCUUUUGACUCUGAAAGCAUGAGACUAGGUUUUAGUAACAUGGUCCUUUCUAAUCUCUCCCCUGAGGCAUUCAGCCACAGCUACCCGGGAGCUUCUGGUUGGUCUCACAAUCCUACUGGGGGUCCAGGACCUCACUGGGGUCAUCCCAUGGGUGGCCCACCACAAGCUUGGGGCCAUCCAAUGCAAGGUGGACCCCAGCCGUGGGGUCACCCCUCAGGGCCAAUGCAAGGGGUACCUCGAGGUAGCAGUAUGGGAGUCCGCAAUAGCCCCCAGGCUCUAAGGCGGACAGCUUCUGGGGGACGGACAGAGCAGGGCAUGAGCAGAAGCACGAGUGUCACUUCACAAAUAUCCAAUGGGUCACACAUGUCUUAUACAUAACCUAAUAAUUGAGAGUGGCAAUUCCGCUGGAGCUGUCUGCCAAAAGAAACUGCCUACAGACAUCGUCACAGCAGCCUCCUCACUUGGGUACUACAGUGUGGAAGCUGAGUGCAUAUGGUAUAUUUUAUUCAUUUUUGUAAAGCGUUCUGUUUUGUGUUUACUAAUUGGGAUGUCAUAGUAUUUGGCUGCCGGGUUUUUUUUUUUUUUUUAACUUUUGGGGAAAUUUUGAAAAGUGGAAUUGAUAUUAAAAAUAUGCGUGUGUGUGUGUGUGUAUAUAUAUAUACACACACACGCACACAGGCGCAUAUAUAUAUCUUAUGCAUGUGGUAAAAAGAAAUUGGCUAGAUAGGGGGUAUUUUCUGAAUACUGCAAAAAUAAAAUGCAGCAAAGUGGCUUGAGUCAUCACUUUUGAGUGUCUGUAUCCUAAGAAGUUUGUGAAAAAAUCGAAAGCCUUUCUCCAUAUCCCAAAUUCUUAUGAGCCACCCACAGCAGGCAGCAUAUUCUGAAAUAAGUUAUUUUUGGAACACACCUCUGCAUCCUCUCGCUAAUGUGUUUUUUUUUUAUUAAAUUGGUCUGACUUCUCAGCCUCAUUUGAAGUAAAAAAAAAAAAAAAAGAAGAAGAAGAAGAAGAAGAAAUCCAUGAGCACUAAAGGAUUGCAUUGACUUUUUCAGAGGGUAGAAAACAACUCAGUUUUUUUUCCUGAAUGAAUCAUAGGUUUGUCAGUGAUUUUUGUCCAUUCAAUUGUGCCUUCUUUGUGUCACGGUGAGAUGGGGGUGCUUGAGGAGAUCACAAGUUGUGUGGGGAUUGCAUAACAAACCUGUGAGCUUUCAGUGGGGAAAACCAGAAGGGUAAGAGGGGCCCCUGAAAGUUCAUAUGAUGAGUAUAUCCAGCAGCAUAGUGAGGGGAGAUAAAGCCUACAUAUCCUGAUGUUUUGUUGCUUAUACUGUGAUAUCUCAUCCUAGCUAAGCUUUAUAACUCCCAAGACCCCAAACAGUACUUUUACUUUGUACAAAAACAUAGCCAAUACAAAUCAAAUGCCAGAGGUAUUUGAAUGAUGCCAUAUUUGCAAAAUGCCAUCUAUUGAGACUUCUCAUCACACUACAUAGACAUAAUUUGAUUAUCCCCUUUGGCUUAUGGGAUUUCCUGUUUACAAGUAGAAUAGCCAAUUAUUUAAAUGUUUAGUUGCCAUAGUGAACCAGGAGCCACUGAGCCAAUGACUUUACCAGCUGCUGACUAAUCCUCAUCACCACUGUAGAUCUUGCUGCAUGUGCAGGUCCUCUAUUUUUAAUUACUGUUUUUGUUGCUGCAGUACUUUACAAACUUCUAGUUCAUUGAGACUUAGUGACCAUUUGGCAUCAUGUUAACAUCACACAGUAGGAAACACCACUUCCACAAGUCUCAAGCCUCAGUGCUAAAGUACUACUGAAAAGGAACUAGGAAGUUUGGCCAAUUUAAAAAAAAAAAAAAAAAAAAGUAAAAGUAAGUUAUAGUGGUCAGGAAAUCUCUUGACAAAAGCUAACAUUGGGGGGGGGCAUGUUUUGUUUUGUUUUGAUGUUUUGUUUUACAAUGAAGGAUGAACCCAAUGCUAAAAGUCGGAUGUUACUUGUUAUUCCAUUGCUUGUGUGGAAACUGAGUUGGAGGUGGUUGGGGAACUGUGAAUAUGACUUGAAGGAAAAAAAUGUCCUUUUCAGCAACAGAUCAGAGUUUCUUAAAAGUUAUUGUCCUGCUCCCUUCCCAGUUGUCUUGAAGAUCUCUUGCUGCUAACUCUGGAUCCUGCUUUUCAUGUAGUCAGAGGGCUCCAAGGUAGUACUCUCUUAAGUCCCUCUCAACGAUACUCUUCGCCUAGACCAAACUAAUGACCAAAUAGUAAUCUAUCACUAUUGAAGUCUUGGUUUUUUAACCAAAUUUCAAGUCUUCCCCAGGUAUGUUAGUUCAGUCUCCAUGAAUCCCCACCUUUAGGCAUUUCCAACAUUCAUUUGAAGGUAACUGGAAGAAAAUUAAUGUUUUAAUAUAAAUCUUUUAAAAACCAAGAUCACAAUAGAGUUCACACACAAUUUUAGGCAGUGUUUCAAGUAGCACUCUGGUGUAUUGUCCUCUAGGCCAUGCUCCAGAUCACCACUUUUUAGGUAAAUAUGACAUGUACUUGUCAUAUCUAAUGAAGGGGCUUUUAGUCAUCUCAUCUUUUUUGCAUUCAAAUAUUAUACAGUGUUUCAAACAAAUUGAGAAAUCUACCUAUUUGGAGGAAAAUAAGAGAUUUAAGAUUUAAUAAAAUAUCAAUAAUAUAAUGGAAUUUGACACCUUUAAAAAAUUAUUCAUAGAUCUGGCCUCUAUACUACUGGAGGGGUAGAAUAGGGAAGCAGAUCAGUUUUGCAUACAAAACUCCUUAAAACCAGAAAUACUACCAGUGAUACAUUUUUAAAUCCAAUUGUAGACUUAAAUUGAGUUACUGGGUCCAUUCAGAUCAUAUGUACUUAUAAAAGCAUGAUUGAAUACUGACUCCAAAUGUCUAUCCAGUAGGGCUUUGUAUCUAAUUUGUUUGACAACCAGUUUUACAUGUAGGUCAUGAUUAUGCCUGGAUUAUACCAUUAAGUUUAUUUUAAUUAAAAUAUAUAUAGUUUGCAAAAAUGAUUCAAAUUAAUUGGUUUGUGUGUGUUUGUGAGAUCUAGCUUCUGAGGAAUCUCAUACAUAGUCGGAAACAUCACAGAGCAAAAGCUCAUAGUAGGAAAUUCUGAAAGAUUUUGGGAUAUCCUCAAGAAAGAGCAAGCACUUUCUGAAUCAGUGUGCAAAUGUCAAGAUUUGAUCAAGUUAACACUACCUCCUUCCCAGUGUUGCUGUUCACUCAUAUAUGUGUUUAAGGAAAUUAAAAGUAUGGGAAAUUUCUCUAGCAUAUCAGAAGUCAUAAAUGCUAUAUCUGGUAUCCAGAGCCUGGCAGUAAAAAAUUUCUUGUGUUCAAUCUCUUUUGUUUUUUGCAUUUUAAAAAUGCAAAGCCUCAUACCUUGAAAUAUAUUAUUCCGAAUUGGGUUCCCUUCCCUUUGCACGUAUUUUUUUUCUUCCCCUUAUUAAAGUCAGCUCUAACUCCAAAUUAUGGUAUCUGAAAGUAUUUUCAUUAUACAAAUAAUGUUAGUUGAAAAAUGUGUUUAUUAUUUUUAUUCAGAGCUGCCAUUUUAGUAGUCAUUUCUAUACCUGAAGAUAAAGAGUUCUGCAUUUGAAGCCACACCCACACCACAGUUGCAAUAUACUUAGUACUCUAGAUCAAAGAUUUAUUGGUAAACUGAACUUUUUAGCAUAGUCAUUAUGAUUUUUGGCUUCCUAGACAUCAGGUAAACACCAUCCAAUACACUAAAGAAACUGUCCUGGACACUCCCUCCCACUUCCACCAGUUUUUUUCUCAUCCCCUUUUCAAAAAUUGAAAACUCUAUGAGUGUCUUUUUCAGACCAUAAGCCAGACUUCAGUGACUUUCUACUUCUGUAAGUACUAAAUGUCUGGCAUUUUAAACUUUUAUAGAAUACAUUGUGUUGGACACUGGAAUAAUACUAUUUAUUUUCACCUGUGAAAAAUGACUUCAUUUGUACUUGAAACACCUCCUUUGCAUUUCUCCAUUUGUGCCAUUCACUAGUGGAAAUAAAUUGUAUUAUACCAUUAUCUACUGGCUUUUUAAAACUGUGUUAAAUAUGCACAUUUUUGGUAUAGCUAAUAUCAUUUGUAUGUAUAUAUUGUAUAUACAUAUGAGUGUAUAUGUGUGUAUAGAUAGAUGGAUGUAACUCAUAUUGUACAUUUCCAUCAGGGCACUUAAGGUUGUGUUAUUUUUGUUUGGUUUUGUUAUUUCAGUCCUCAGUUAAGGCAAGAAUGCAUGUGUUUCUUAAGAAUGAGUACUCUGGGUUGACAUUUGUGAGAAGGUGGUCAUUAGAUGCAAUCUUUUCCUUUUUAAUCCCCUCUUAGCACUUGUGUGAAUGGAAAGAAAGCUAAGUAAAAUAUGGAAUCGUAAGUUGCAAUGCAGUAAAAUAGUGCUGGGGAGGGAGCCAGUUAGUGUUCCUGUGAGUUUGUGUUGUGAUGCAAUAAAAGAUAAGUGAUGCAGAGAGAAAUGAACCAUGGAAAGUAAGAACACUGGUGGCGAUUCCUCUGCAGAGAUGAUAAAAAGAAUCAAUAAAUCAUACAAUAUAUACUUUCCAUGUGUAUUUCUUAGUAAUGAUGCCAUUGAUCCUCUUACUCUUUUUACUCCAUUAAUACUAAUAAUUAUGUAUUUUGCUGAGGAUCAAAAGAACCAAGAAAGAAAUUACUGCUAAAGCAUCUAAGGUUCUCCUAAACUAUAAAAUCAACAGGAAAUGGCCACUGGGAGAGAAGGAUUUGGUAUUGGUGUGAGGGGCUUUCUCCCUUUAGCUGCCUCUCCUUGCUUGCUAAUAGUAAGUUCUUUGUGCACGUUCCACCCUUUCUGAGCCACUACUAUUCAAGCAGAGAUUUGGCCAAUAACAGCAGCUCUUUCCUUGGAGGUUUAUAUGGUCCUGUGUUUUGUCCCAUGCUCACAAUGUGAAAUGUCCUAUUGUGUACUCAAGUCAGAAGAUAAUAUAUUUAAGGUGUAUAAGUGAAUCUCCUAUAAUGAUGGAAGAAGAGGUUCUUAUUUCUUAAAUAGAAUGCCUUCUCUAAGAGCAAUGUCAAAACUUGGGCUGUCAUCUUUGAGCUGCUUACCAAAAUAUAGACCAUUAUUAAAGAAAGAAAAAUUCUCUAUUUUGUUUUCCCCCAUUUAAUAUGAUAGUUCCCCCAACCAGGUUGUGCCUCUUAAAAGGCACUCACUCACUCUUAGUUAAGAACUGGAAAUCUCCCAUCCUCAGAUUCCUUAAAGGAUGAAAAGUGUGCUGUACACUUCACAGACUUGCCUCUUGUAUGCAAGGACUACUGAUUGAAGUCUGUUUUGCUGUGUCUGGUUAUGUUGUCUGCACUUUUAUGAAAUCACUACAGUAGGUCUACAUUGGAAAUGACUUAAUUUGUAAAGAAGUAAGUUUGUUAAACACUGUCUAGAAAAAGAAAGUGAAGCUGAGAACUCUUAUGCAUUUAUAUUUUCUACUGAAUUCUGGUAGCCCCAUUUAAAGUCAUAUUGAUUAAGUUUUUCCUCCUUGUUUGUAGCCAGAUUUCCAAAAUUUCACUCAUAUGAGGGAAGAGAACCCAUCUGGCUUAAUGGUAGUCUUAUAAGAAAUAUAUGAAUGAUUAUGCACCUUAUCUGCAUGUUGUAGGUUUCUUAAACUUGCACUUCCCAUCCACCCAAAGAUAGAUGAUCUUUAUAAAGAAAAUAAAGGCAGAGAAUUAAAACGGGGAGCCAUUUUCUAUGUCACCGUCACUGUUAACUAUUUCCCAGCAAUCUAAACUUUUUGAAGUUUCAGAGAUUUAUUUGUGUAUGUGUCUGUAUUGUUUUUUUGUUUUGUUUUUAAAUGUACAAGGGGUUCUUCUUUAAAUAGAGAAAAAGGUUAAUCCUCACUGAAACAACAGGAUGCCCACUGGAUAUACUAAUCUGAACAUCUGUAGGUAGAUUGUCAUGAAAAAGUGGAGAGAAGAUUUCUGAAUGAAUGAAAAAGGGUAUCUUGAUGCCCAAGAAUUCCCCCCAAAGUACGGGUAAUUCAACCUGCACAGUUUUCUUUCACUCAUAGUUUUUAGCAGUUGUGAGUGAAAAAUCAUGUAAUUAUCUGUAAAUAUGUAGCUAACAAAUUGACCUAGUUUCUGUAUUUUUUUGUUUUUGUACUAAAGUUUAUAGGUCUGUGCCAGCUAGCAAGGAGUUGCUGUCAUUGCAAGUUGUGGUCCUAGCAUCUAACCCUGAAACCAUCCUAGGUGACAUUUUUAGAAUUAAUGCUUAAAUGUUGUUAAACAGGGGGAAAUGAAGCUUAAUCAUUGAUCAGGUUUGAAAUCUUUUGAAGUGAAAUAAUUUUAUUUAAUAUAAAUGAUCACAUGUCCUCAAAUGAGGUAGGGAGCCUCCCUCCCCCAGUGGCCAUGUUUACAGAAGUGUGUUUUGUCUUAAAGUGCAAGUGUUUUAAUGUUUAUGUAAAUUAUGCAGGUGAUAACAUGGUUUGGAACUGUUUAUUGGGCUCUUUAACUGAAUUUUCAAAUGAAAUGAACUGUACUUAUUGCAGGCACAUCGAUCCCAUUUCUGGAACAUUUUUCCUAUUUCCAGAACCACAUAUGUUCCUUUGUCAUUACCCCCACUUAACCUCCCUUUCUCUGAUAUGCCUUGUAGCCAAAGUAUUAAAGACUGGUAAACAUAGAUGAGGGAAAUGCAUUUCUUAGAAACUCAUGAACCCUCAAUUGUGUGCUUUCAGUACUUGUGUUAUAUGUUUCUAUGGCAACUCUGAGGUCAGUGGUUUAGAAAUGAGAUACCAGUGUUAAUGAAAAGUGUGUACUCUUUGCUUUUGCAUGGCUUGGCUUAGUAUCCAAGGUAUAUUAGGGCCACUUGAAAGCAUGAAGACCAGUUAUAUGGGAACAGGUUUCUCUCAGUGGCACAUUUUGCUUUUUUGAGCCCCAAAUACAUUACCUAGGCAUGAACAUUAUUGUUAGUAUAAAUUGCACAUGGUCAUGAAGUGAAUUAUGUGAUUUAAAAGGAUAUAACUGCCUAACAUUUGCAGAUUCUGGCUGGUCUGUGUAACCAUUUGACACAUAUCCAAAAACCUAGGGGAUAUUGGAACCCUUCUAACCCUUUUUUUCUUCAAUCAUAGACAAGUAUAUAUAUAUAGUUUAUUAAGAUAUUGGCUGCCUCUGGUGUAUUGCCAGACAGCUGUCUUUUGGUGUCCAUUCUAAAUGUGGUGUUGUCCUUUCUUGCAUUUCAUACUAUCAAAGAAACCACCACCCCUUCAUCCUAACAGCAUUUUAUACCUUUUAUUCCACAUUAAAUGGGAAUUGUGCCUACUUAGAGUGCCCCUCCAAUGAACGUGUCCCAAAAAUCCAAGCCAGACACGUAAGGUGGGAAAACAUUUAUUUUUAAAAAGUCCACUUAAGGCCAGUAAUUUAUCUGAAAAGGUAUUUUACCAUUAUCUUGAUACUUGAUAUAUCAGCCUGUUAGGAGUUGCAGGUGGUUUCAUAGGGUAAAACCCAAGUGAAGAGAGGGAUGUGUGGGGGUCCUCUUAGGAGAUAAUCUUACUUUACCUUUCCUUUUAUGGUCUUUUUUUGCUAGAACAGGUUAAUUCUCCAAAUUUGUUUUGUUUUUUAUUUUUUAGGGAAAUUUUUACAAAAGCAAUGGUCUGAUGUAAAUAACAUUUUAAAGUAUAGUGCACAUAACGUCCCCAGACUGUUCCAACCUGAUAAUUUGUAAAUGCUUUAGAGUUUUUAAAAUUAACACUUGUGUUGCUAAAUCCUAUUUAUGUAAGUCUGCUAAAAUUUUUAACCCAACUUAAGACAAACAUUUAAAUAAUGGAUGGGUUACUAUGAGCAAUUUAGCUUUCAGAACCCGCUUGUUUUAGUAUAUGAAAAAGCCUAAUGCGCAUUAAUGAGGUUGGAGAGACUAUUGAGAAAUAUGUAUAGUGUAUAUUUUAAAACAGCUUUGCUUGUAUUGUGAAGAUUUAAAAACAAACUUGAGAUUUUUUAACGUAACUAUUAACACAGUUUUAACAUAAGUUAUCCCACUGGGUUUAAGAGCAUCUUGAAUGUAUAAUCCUUUUUGUAACCCAGAUUGGUUUCUGCUUUUACCAGUCACCCAAACAUAUUAUUUAUGUUUUUAGUUUUAUGUACUCAUUUCUCUUUGUUUUCCUCAAACAGCAUGAUUUUUUUGCACAUGUAGAAAUUUUUUAAAAGAAAGAAAUUAAUACAUCAUCUUCUCUGGAUUUUCUUCACUUCUCUCUUUCUUUCUACUAACCCCUUCCUUUAAAGACCAUAUCACUCCAUUUGCAUUAUUUGUGCAAAUGCCAGGGUUGGUUUUUAUUUUUAUUUUUGCUAUUUACCUAAAAAAAAAAAAGAAAAUGCUUCAGUCAAUUGCUUUUUUAUUUAAAAAAAAAAAAAAAAGAAAAGAAAAAAAGCUGUAACCUUAUCAUUUCUGAGUAGACCAUUGAGAGAUGAAUGCACACCUGUAAUAGCCCAGGACCAGCUUUGGUGGCUAAAGGGAAUAUCUUAACUAAGCUAGAGGUUCUUUUCCAAAAGUGGUAUAUAUUAUCCACAGUCUAUUUCAGUUAUUCCCACAAGUCGGGGUCCAGAUAAAAUGAGGGUUAUCAGCUAACUGAUACGUUAUCAUUGAGGUUCAUCAAUGAAUUUGUACAUUUCUAGUUCCCUUUGGUGAAGGGAAAAAUGAUGAUUUUGCAAGACCUAGAUUUUGGCUUGGUUUCUUGCCUCCUUUUUUGGCAGCCUUCAUCUUCUCAUCUCCCAAAGCCCUUGAGCCUGUAGGGUUUUCAUAGUGGACAAAGGACUUGUGGUCUUUUAAAACUGGGACUGAUUUUUGGGUGAGAGAGUAUCAUGUUGAAAGUGUGGUGUUCUACCACUUUACUAAUGACUAAUUUUAAAUACACACUGUCCUCUCAAUUUUCGGACCAAACAGACACCCACAGUGGAGGCUUAUCAAGGGUUGCAAUGGGAAAGAGGCCUCUCCCUCACUGUCAGCACCAGCUGGUAAAGGUGACUGUACAGAUGUGCAUUUUCCUUUUGGUAGAAAUGGUCCACAGCACUAACUGGUAAGGCUUAUUGUACAGUAUAUCGUCAGUAUUCUUCUGGUUCAGCAUACCUUAUAGUUCAUAUAUAACCUGUAUUAAUUGUAUAGAUUGUGCAUUUAAAGCUGUUACCAAGUUGUCAGAACAUAAGAGCGAAAACAAGGUCAUAUGUAAUAUUUUGUUUGUAAGUAUCCUUUGUAUCAUAGCAAAGGAAAUGUUUAAAAAAAUCAACUGUAAUAAAGUAAUUUUAGUACACA